This is a messenger RNA of Adineta steineri, 456 nucleotides long. The record is from the annotation of a GenBank genome assembly. NCBI's taxonomy places the organism in Eukaryota, Metazoa, Rotifera, Eurotatoria, Adinetida, Adinetidae.
AUGUUUUUUGAUCUUGGUAGUACUAAUACUAUAAUUUUAUCGGAAAAAUUAACAAUACCAUUUAUCACAGGAUCAUGUGUUUCUAUGCGUUCAGAAUACUCGAUCCGUAUUUUGAAACCAAUACAAGCAAGAGAAAAAUCUAUCGAUUUGUAUAUGAAAGAUCUUCAUACAAAAUUUGCUGAAUUAAUAUUGGAAUAUUUUGAACAUAAUCGACAGCUUCCAAAUAAACUCGUGUUUUAUAAAAUUGAUGUUGGAAAUCGAUUAGAUAGUGGAUUGAACAUUAUUAAACAAUGUUGCACACGUACAGUUAUUGAUUCUGAUAUCGUUGCACCAAAUGAUUUUUGUUUUUACAUAAAUUCCGAUGCAAAUGUUCAAGGUCUAUCAAAAAUAAUAUUAUACUACGUUUUAAUUAAUGAAAUUGCUUUUAUAUUAAAUGAAGUUCAAUUGUUAAUAUAA